Messenger RNA from Paramuricea clavata, 8874 nucleotides. NCBI's taxonomy places the organism in Eukaryota, Metazoa, Cnidaria, Anthozoa, Malacalcyonacea, Plexauridae. The record is from the annotation of a GenBank genome assembly.
CGAUCAGAAGUGCUAUUGAGUAUUGAAUGUCAGGGAAGCAUCAAGUGAUUGUCGAAUGUUUUUAAAGGUACGGAGAUUUGAUUUUUAUAUAUAGAUUCAUAUUCUUAUACCAGUUUUCAAUGUGUGUUUAUUAUAAAAUACAUAUGUUAUUUUACUGUCGAUGUGUCUUGCCAGUACUGUUGGACCAUAUAUAUUAGGACUAUUAGUAGUUUUGAAAUCAGCGGCAUAUUGCUGCGUCAGUUCUGGCUUCAGAUUAAUUUAACCUCGGAAUUUAACCGGCAAUAACAGUGUAUUUCAGAACCAUCCUUAGAGACACAAAAAAACAGUUUCAUUUUAUUCUGACACUGCAAUCGACCAACGAAAAAUUCGUUGGCUCGAGCGGGAUUUGAACUCGCAUCUUCGGGUAUCUAGAUCAAUGGGUAGAGCGGCGGUCUUGAUACCCGAAGAUGCGAGUUCAAAUCCCCCUCGUUCUAGAUUAUAACCUCAUUAUGUUUAUAGCAAUCUCACGGUCACGGUGUAGUUUUCCAUUGCUGCAAGAUUUUAGUUGAAAUAUUUAUAUACAGUACACUGAAUCUUGAAAUUGGCCAUACGAUGUAAUAUGAAUAGGGCGCUUAUAUAUUACGAAAGUUACCGAACUGUAGCAUCGCAUCAACAUUACAACAUCUAUAUAGGCCUACCUAUUCUACUUAUCAAUAUUUAGUUAGAUACAUGACAGAAACCAUAGGCUUCACAUAUUUCACGGCAUGGUUUGCUUUCAAGACCCUGUGAGUACAUAAUCUAACUGCAUCUAUACUUAAAUACUAAGGAAUAAAUUUACAAGCCUUACGUAGCCUUAACUACAUGUGAUGGACAGAUUACGAAAUACACAGACACAGACACACAGUUAACAACAAGGACUAACAGUAUACAUGUUAACUUCAAUUACGAUAUUUGUACAAUGGAUUGACAUAAACUAAGACACAAAACAGAGCACGCAUAAUACGCGUGCACCUUUUAUACAAUAUUUCACGGUAUGGUCUACUUUCAAGACCCCGUUGAAAAUAUAAGAAACCAUUAGAUAAAUCAUGAUUAUGAGUAAGCCACAGGUCCAAGACGCAUGUACUGGGUCCUAUUACUUAUCUUAAGCCCACCGCACACGAGAGCAACUUGCUGAGCUAACUGCCUCGCGAGGCAGUUAGCUCAGCUAUGUAUUUUCUCCGCACACGUUGGGAAAACUAUACUCAACAACAACAUAAAUGACAAAAUCAUUUGCAUUUUCCUCCAUUUUGUUUCAAGUCACAUGAAGAAACCAUGGUUUGUCAUUGGCUAAUUGAUUCAAACAGCUCAGCACUUAGCUCACAACAUCCGCAGACGCUGAGAUUUUUUCCUCGCGAGGCGAAAAAUAUCAAACACGAUAGAUAUUUUCCUCAAGGCCUCGAGAGGUCAAAUCCUCACGAAAACUAUCCGCACACGAGAGCAACUUGCUGAGCUAACCGCCUCGCACACGAGAGCAUGUUGCUCUCAUGUGCGGCGGGCUUAAAAUUAAAAUACUACGACCGCACCUACAUAUUUUUGCAUGUCUACAAUUCUAAUUUUAAACAGCCAAUCGACGUUUAAUAAUUGUACAUGUAAUUGUUGCCAAGAACCGGAUUAUGGCAGAGGAGGAGUAUACCGACAUGCAACGCGGUCAGGGGUGGUUUAUUAAAUAUUAUCGAUUUCUCGCUCUGCGCCGUCAUUGUUCGGUCGGCUUUCGCUGCGUUUACAAUAAUACCGGCUCGCGGUUUUGAGAGAUUCAGAAAAGAUUUUAUAGAAAAAAAUAUAUUGUCGAAUGUGAAUUUUUGCACUAUUUAUUUGUGAAAAGAAAGCUUCGUUUUUGGGUGGACACGAGCUUCGAUCUGUUUAUACAAAAAGAAACAAAUUCGGAAAAAUAAGGUCAUCUUGAAAUUCAAGAUAUGAAUUAAAACAAGACGAGUGUGUGAGACUGUAAAUUUUCGACUUUAUUUCAAAGUCAUCAUCAGACAGAAUGAAAUACAAUACGUUGCAUACAGCAUGCAUAUAUGCAGAGCAAGAGCGGAAGAAUACACGACACCGAAAAAAGAGGAUUAACAAGGCAAAGACUUAGACUUGCUAACACUUAGACUAAGCUUAGUUAUUUUACACAAUAAAAUUUAACAAAUAUAAAACAUUUUUCGUGUUGGUAUACAGUUAUAUCAACACGAGUGGAAAUUGGGAAAACAAGAAAUUGUCCAAAAGAAAGAAAUUUUCCGACGUUUCCGUGUUGACAUUGAGUUAUAUCAACACGGCUCUAAGGGUGGAAAAAGUAUCGGACCACGGGACCAUUGGUCCCAGAAAAAUUUUUGAGUUCCCAGAAAAUAUUUCCUCAAGAAAGAAAAAAAAGAUAAUUGUAAAAAUUUAAUAGAGAAAAGGAGAAAUUCAGAGGAAAUAUUCUAACCAAUAGAAAGAAUGUUACCUGUACUGUAUAGAUAUGACCUCAGAAAUAGAACAGCAAAUUUUCAAAAUUUUUUGGGGAGCAUCGAUCCUCCUAGUAGUGCCCCCUAGUACUGCCUUAUAUUUAGCAUUUUUAUUCACCGCAGGAUCCGACCCUUCAUCAGUGGCGUAGCUAGCGGUCCUGCUCAGCAGGACUAAAACUUUCCACAAAAUAGAGAAAUGAUUGUCCAAGUUUCAAACCGUCCAAUUUUUCAAAGUGUCCAAUCUUGAACUUUAAAAAUUCAUUGUACUUUUUCUGGUCUUAUUCAUUAUUUUCAUUUUCUGCUUUCUAUUACAUUUACACAAUUUUAUGGCCUUGUUACCUAGCAACUGCAACUCUGCAACAGCUCAUUUCCGGGUAUAAUAUAUUGACUUACACGCUACUCGUGUGUCACUUCUGCUAUACCAAGAUUUUGCUGGCAUCUCAGUGAUCUCACUCAAUUGAAUAAUAGUUCAGUGAAGGGUCUUGUAGAUGGGAAUUAUCAAGUAGAAAUUUAUAUGCAUUUAUUAAACCUAACCUGCACCGCUCUAAUGAACUCGGAUUCUAACCGAUAACGGUGCAGUGCUGUAACUUCUGUUUACACUAUAAAGCUACGCCUAGCAUUUUUCUCACAAUAAAUUUGUCACAAAUUUAUCAUCUACGCGAGCAAAAUAUCUUUGACAUAUGAAAUUUGUCAAAUAAAAUGUGCUCGUGUAAACGGGGCUUAGCCUUAAACCAGGGGUUAAUAUAGUUGUACAUACGGUAUAUAUAUAGCAGAAUGGUUAGAAAUCAAGCACGGUAAUUUUAUAGAAUACGUGUACACGCGUUUUAAUAUUUAUGUCGCUAAAUCUGAUCUGAUAAAGGGAAUGGAAUGUUGUGCUCCAGUGAGCAGUCGCUUGUGGGGAGAAACCUCGACACAAAGAGCGGCUGCGAAGGAGACUAAGUCCUGUUUUACACGUCGAAUUUCGGUCGCGUCGAAUGCCAAUUCAAACAAUAGAUAAUGAAGCGUAAUGAGGUUUAUCAUCUCAUUAUCUAUUGUUUGAAUUGCAUUCGACGCGACCAAAAUUCGACGUAUAAAACAGGCUUAACAAACUUGUUGCAUGCGAACACAUCUUGUUGACAAGUUGUGAGAUUUUUACAUAUGUAGUCAACUCGUCACAGGCUCCUCUCUUGUGGAGGUGAGAGCAAAGUUGAGGUCUUGGCAUUUAAACCUGUCCAAAUUAAAAUACUUCUAAACCAAAGCAACGAAAAUAAAAAAAAGCACAAAUAUUGUGAGCCAGCGGUUUCUUUUGCCAUUCGUGACCCUACUUUUUUAUUUUAUAUUUUUGUUCUUCUAUACGUUUUUCAUGUCAUAUCAGAAAAUAAGAGAAAAAUCAUUUUUACAACUUCGAAAAUUUUACAUUUUUUGCGCAUGCUUCUCAAAAUACCAUGUCUGAGAAGAUGGAGAAAGACAUCUUUGCACCACGACAAUGCACGUCAAUGUUUUUUCAUUCGCUAAAGUACCUUGUUUUCUUGUAUAUAAUCAUUAGAUAGACACUUUUCGUAGGAUUCUACAGUAGUUAAGAAAGUUCAAUAACAGUUGAACGGUUGAGCUCUGGGCCCUUUUGAUCAUUAGUUAAAAGUCAACCGAAAAAGCUACAUCUGCCUGCUUUCUCAUAUCCUGUCACAUUCUCGACAUUCCAUCUUAUAAAAGUCAGCACAGGGUGCUAAAAGGGGAUUGUGGGUGUAGGAUUGCAGGUAGUCUGCAAAUUAUAUAAUCCCAGUUGGAUAGGAAGGAGAGAAACUAAAAAUUUUAUUGACACUGAUAAAAAUCUAAAAAUUGUAGCUAAAAUUAUGGAAAAAUUAAGAGCCGUGAAGCCCCCCCCCCCCCCCUCGUUCGCCAUCAAUUUUGGGGAAAGAAAUACGAAUUAGCGUUUGAAACUAUUUAGUAGGCAAUAUUUCACUUAUAAAGCCCCCUCCCCCUUCAAAUUGAGCUAGCGCCGCCCCUGAGCACAUGAUAAUUUUUAUGUACCCGUAAUUGUGUGGGGGAAAAGGCCCUUAUUGAGACUUAGCCCCAGUAGUUGUAAUUUCUUAAAAAAAUGCCAUGGUUGAGCUGAUUAUUCCUGUAACUCGCAAAAGGGUCAAGAUAACGCCAUAUUUAGGGAAAAGUCCAUAUUGCACUCGUCAUAUCUUCGAAACGAGUUCUGUGAUCCCAACUUUUUUCUAUGAGCAUAUCAUAAACUUUACCAAGUCGCAUACUUGACUGCAUGUUGUCAUAUUAACGGCUUAUUGACCGAGCGUGAGGUCUGUACUGUGAAAUAUCAGACCGAAGUUUUGUAGUAUAGACCGAGCGACGAAGGAGCGAGGUCCAUGCAAAAGACAGAGGUCUGAUAUUUCACGGUACAGACCGAACAAGCGGGGUCAAUAAUCGGUUUAUUAUAUGGCUGAACUGAGUCUGUGAGCAUAUGCUUUUCGCGCGAAUUAAAUCGACUAUCGUCAGUUUCACUGGGUAACAAUACACGGUAGGUGCAUCCAUGCUCAAUCAAAAAUAAUUUGGUUGUUUGAAAUUUUUAUCGGUAAAGCACAAUUAUUGGAAAUCUUGUUCACAAUUGGAAAUCAAUUGGAAUUCUGUUUGCAAAGCAAAAUUAAAAUUUCCCGCCAAAUAAACGACAUCUGGGACACAGGUCCAGAUACGGAAAAUACGGACCACGGUCCGGAUAUGGGUUUUUACGGACCGCUUGUCAACCAAUCAGAAUAGAGAAUUUUGAAAAGCCAUAUAAUAAUAUUAUUUAUUGUCCUAUUGUUCUAAGGACAUUAAGAAACUGAAAUGUUUUUCUUUUUCAAAAUAUAGGAUUUGAGUCAGAAAUUAUUCCCAGCUUCGUUUCAUAAUGACUUCAUCUUGCUACCUGACCGCAGCAGUUUUUCUCAUGUGCUGCUCAACAACAACAGUUGCUCAAGAAAGUUCAACAUUUCAGCCAGGGAACAAAACUGUCAUUGGAACAACUUUGAACCCAACAACAACUUUUGCUCAAGAGAGUUCAACAUUUCAACCAGGACACAACACUUCCGUUGGAUCUAAUUCGACCAGCUGCAAAAAUCUUCGCGUUGACAAAUCCAAAAUCGACGAAGUACUGAGUAAGCAGGGCAGUUCCACUAUGACGAAUAUAGUUAACAUAAAAAUUUCUAUUGUUCCUGGCAAAAAGCCACCAUAUUUGCAAGAACUGGAAUUGCCUUGGGCGAGUGAAUUUGGUCGCACUAUAAUUCAUUUGGUUCGGCGCGCCAGAGAUAGUUGGAUCUUCAAUUCACCUAUCUUUACUUUCAUGUUAGAAGUUGGAACUGAAGAAGUGGAUAUUCAAAUCACGGAGGAAACAGAUGGUUGUUUGCCAUCCAAAAAACAAAAAACGGAUUGGAUUUUUGACUCUCUUCUGCAUCAGCUUUCACAUAAUUUAGACAAACGUUUCUUUAAACUUUGCCGAAUUAAAGAUGAAUCUAUUCAUUAUGCAUCAUACAACUGUUGUAGAAUUGCCGGUGAAAGAAACUUGACAAUUUGUGCUGAAUAUUCAUCUGCUGUAGUCAAAUGGGCUCUUCCAAUAGUGAUAUUCGUAUUUCUUAUAUCCUUUUUCAUGAUUUUACCUUUUGUGCUCCAGUAUAUCAUAAGAUAUCCGACAACUGAGUUUUACAAAACUUCUGAAAGUCAUAUGUCUCUUAGUUCUCUUGCAUCUAAGGUGUUUUUUGAAGGAUGUGGACUGGUUAAGUCUUUUUUCCGUCGAUGUGUAUUCGCAGGAUUUGCAUCAGUGGCGUUUGUUUCCUCUGGGCAUUCAUUGUUGCAGUGGGUAUUUAUCGAAUGGCUGAUAGUUUUUGUAUUCGUUAACGAUAUUCAAAUGACGAAUGAAAAAGGCAAGGAAGAAUGUAUCAAGAAACGCGAGGCAGAAUGUGCCAAGACAUGCGAGCAUAAAAGUACAGACGAAUGCAAGCAGAAAUGUAUUAAAGAAUGCGAGGACAAGUGUACCAGGCCGCAGUGGGAUACGAACAUAAUUAAAGGUUUUACACUCCCUUUCUGGCUUCUUUUUAGUUACAUCACUUGCAUCAUUAAUAGCGACUGCAUCAAGCGUUGCAAAAACUCUGAACGUCGCAAAAACUGUGAGUCAUGUGAGUCAUUUUGCGCGGCGUGGUGUUGCGAUUGUGCAAAUUUCUUUUUAGAUUCAUUGAAAUGUCUUUGUAUGUGUUUCAUAUUUUCAGUUUUUCUAGCUUUGUAUGUAGUUCUUGUAGCACUAUGUUUGCUAAAAUUUUGUUUUAUUGACUUAAUAUUCCACUUUGUUUGGCCACAUCAUCGUCCUGCCAAGUGUUUCGUACCAAAUUUUGUGGUUUUAUUAUUAAGGCUUGUAACGUUGGUCAUAUGCGUCCUUUUCACAGGCACAAUUUUUAUUUUCGCUCUUUCUGUAGUUGUUGGUUUAACUCUUAACGCAGAAUACUUUAACCCUUUCAUUGCACCCAUUUUGACUAUGAUAAUCUAUCUAUUUUUGGAAGAAUUGGAAGUCUUCUGUAGAAGCAAAAUGCUUGCAACUCAAAACGUUAAUUAUCGAAGUUUGUAAGGAGAAAGCCCCUGCACCGGAAAACGGACAGAUCUCAAAGAACAGUGGUACAAAUGUAAAUGGAGAAAAAAACAAUAAAUUGGCGGCCACGUGUCGCUUUCUUGACUUCCUAUGCCCAUGCUUUCGAGAUACCAGUAGAGAUCAACAGACCUGGAGAUAUGGAAAAAAUCUUUGCUGUUGCUCCAUGAAAGACACAACCAAUUUAAAUUGGUCAUUUCAACCAAUAUGUUUUUACAGUGUGUGUUGCCGACAUCCCAUGCAUGAAUAGGGAAAUCCCAGAAAAUUUUUGAAAUUUGAAGCCCGGAAAUGCAAUUUCCUGCAUUCCGAGCGUCCAAAUUUGCUCUAAAAUUUAUGCUGACUAUACUUGUAUUUGAAAUAAAACAAAGAAAAAAACGAACAAAAGGUUUAAAAAAAUAUUAACCAUAAUUUAUCAUUACUUAUUAGAGGGGGGUAGCAAUGGCCGAAGGCUACGUGUGUGGGGGCAUACUCUCGCAGAAAAUUUUUGAAACUUGAAGCCCGGAAAUCCCAUUUCCUGCAUUCUGAGCAUCCAAAUUUGCUCUAAAAUUUACGAUACAAGUGCUAUUCUAGAUAUUUUUAUCGUUAUGCCACAAAAUAAACAUUGUUCUAAAAACUCAUUAUUCAUUGUGAUGUCAUAAGUGUGAUAUUUGCAUAUCAAAAAAAGUUGAAUAUAUCAAGAAGAAAGAGAGCUACAAAAAUUCUACCAAAGAGGUUACAUAGUUAUUUCAAAUUAUCUUUGCAAUGCAAUCAAGAAAACGUUGGGUGGAAUUUCGUUGCAUAGGCACUUAAGAAUACAAUAGCGCUAUAUAGUAACCUAAAACUCAGUUUUCACGUCACUCGUUAGUAAGCUUUCUAAUAAAAAAAGAAGAGACGUGCUUGUUUUACUCUCACGCGGUGCAACGGUUUGUAAUCGUGCCGUUGGUUUGUCAAAUAACUGGCAAGAAAACUCUCGAAUAAACGCUAGUCUAAGGCCCCGGAACGACAUCAAAUUUUACGGCUUCGAGGUGAAUUUGGCACUUAAAAUUAUGAUAAUAUAACAUAAUUAAACAAAAAGUUCAUAUAUCAAACGUUGUAAUAGCAGACAAGACUGAAAAACACCUUAAAUUGAUGUCGCUCCGAUACGAAUCCGGUAUCGUGUAUUAAACUGGAGCCUAAGAUUGAAUAUGCUCCGUACCGUUAAACACUCUGACGUUUAAUCGAGUAAAUACGACAAUCAGUGGCGACUGGCGAUGGAAAUUAAUAAAGUGUGAAAAUUGACCAUGUAAUCAUCACUAUAAUUAUACAUGAAUUAUACUAACUGAUCAUUUUUGCGUUUUCAGCAAAAAUGGGAUUUUCAUAAAUUUUGCAUAUAUUAUUUGUCACUGAUCUGAAGAAUUGAAACUAAUGGCGGUCAUAUUGGUUUGACCACCACAAAUUUACCCGGUGGUAUUUCUGUCUUGCUGGCAUGUUAUACUGGGUUUUUUUAUUGGUCGGAAAGAACAAACAUGGUUAUCUGAAUGGCCUGUCUUUCUUUUUAAUUGACCAGUGAAUAACUAAUUUGGUCACAUCAAGUUAUGUUGCACAGGAAAACAUAUAGUUGCCUACUAGUAAAACUGUAAUUUAACCAGCUAACGAUUUCCCGAUUGGUAAAGAAUUUCACAGAUUUGAAAAUUUCAUCUUCAAAAUUAUUCUGGCUUCAAAAGGAUAUUCCAUCCGGUCUAGUCUUCAGAUCAGUGGCAGAACAACACAUAUCAGUUGUACUAUGAUAUAUAACCUUCACUUUCUUAUGUAUGAUGUAAUUUAUAUAACUAUUAAAUGUGAUUUGUAUUAUUAAAUGUGUAAUCAUACCGAUGGCAUGCG